CUUCUGGUAAGUCGUGUCUGCCAGCUUUUACUUGGUUAUAGUGGCUAAAAGGCUUAAAUUUUGUAGAAUUUUUUAAAAAGUAUAUUCUUUUUAAAGAAUAGCUAUAAACCCAAAAUUCAUUUUUGGUCUGUGGGAGCUGGGAAGUGACCAGUUUGGAGAGAGAUGGUGAAGAAUUGGAGAAAAGGUUUGGUUUUGGUGCUGUUUACACUCUGCAUUUUGGGGUUUAAGCCCCCAUGUUCAAAUGCAGCAACAGAUCAAGGAGACGCUUCUGCCUUAGGGGUUAUGUUCAGCAGUUUAAACUCACCGCCGCAGCUAACUGGGUGGACCGCUAACAAUGGCGACCCUUGUGGGCAGCCCUGGAAAGGUGUUACUUGCUCUGACCAACAUGUCACUGAAAUUAAACUGUCGAAUCUUGGACUUUCCGGUUCAGUGGGUUACAGCCUUCAAAGUUUGACAUCGUUGAAGGAACUGGACUUGAGCAAUAACAAUCUUGCUGGCGAUAUACCAUAUAACAUUCCUCAGAACUUGCAGCGAUUAAAUCUUGCAUUUAAUCAAUUUACUGGAAGUGUCCCUUAUUCCAUCAAUCAGAUGCAUUCUCUUCAAUACCUAAAUCUUGCACAUAACCAGUUGCAGAACCAAUUGAGUGACAUGUUCGGACCACUUUCUUCCCUCUCCACAUUGGAUCUCUCUUUCAAUUCUCUGACUGGUGAUCUCCCUGAGAGUUUUAAGAACCUUACUAGUAUGAACUCUAUGUACUUGCAGAACAACCAGUUUACAGGCACUAUUGAUGUCCUUGCCAAUCUUCCCCUUGAAACUCUAUAUGUCUCCAACAACCGUUUUACCGGCUGGAUACCUAAUCAAUUGAAAAGCAUCAAUUUGCAGAAGGAUGGUAAUUCAUGGAGUUUGGGGCCUGCGCCUCCACCUCCACCUGGUACCCCUCCUGCCACUAGAAAUAAUAGAAAUCACAAAUCCAGUGGCAAUAGUUCACCAACUGAUGGAGCUUCUAGUGGUUCUAGUGGUGGGGGUAGCAAAUCGGGGAUUGGAAGUGGAGGCAUAGCAGGAAUAGUAAUAUCCAUCCUUAUAGUCGGGGCUAUUGCAGCAUUCUUUCUGGUGAAGAGAACAUCUUGGAGGCCAUCCUCAGAUAUUGAAAUGCAUGAUAAUCAAUCGUUUGCACCUCUUCCUUCUAAUGAAGUACAAGAAAUAAAAUCCAUACAGUCUUCCUCUUCAGUUGACGCCAAGACCUUUGACACAGCUCCUUCGAUGAACCUCCGACCCCCACCUGUUGACCUUCACAAAUCAUUUGAUGAAGAAAACUUUUCCAAAAAUCCCAUUGUUGUUAAGAAAGCUUUCCCAGCUCCUGAAAAUGUUACAUCAUAUUCAAUAGCAGACCUCCAGAUGGCUACAGGCAGUUUCAGCGUGGAAUAUCUUCUUGGUGAAGGAUCGUUUGGGUGUGUUUAUCAAGCUCAAUUUAAUGAUGGCAAGGUUCUUGCUGUGAAGAAAAUAGAUUCGUCAGCUCUUCCCAGUGAAAUGUCUGACAAUUUUUUAGAGAUGGUUUCGAACAUAUCCGAGUUGCAUCACACAAAUGUCACAGAGCUGGUUGGCUAUUGUUCAGAGCAUGGACAGCACCUACUUGUCUACGAGUUCCACAAAAAUGGCUCACUCCAUGACUAUCUGCAUCUAUCAGAUGAGUACAGCAAGCCUUUGAUCUGGAAUUCCCGUGUCAAAAUUGCUCUAGGGACUGCACGCGCUUUAGAGUACUUGCACGAAGGUUGCUCUCCGUCUGUUGUUCAUAAGAAUAUCAAGUCGGCAAACAUCGUACUUGAUGCUGAGCUCAACCCUCACCUUUCAGACUCUGGCUUGGCAACCUUUAUUCCAAAUGCAGAUCACGUAUUAAGUCGUGAUGAUGUUACUAUGUCCGGAUACGGUGCACCCGAAGUUACAAUGUCUGGUCAGUACUCUCUUAAGAGUGAUGUUUACAGUUUUGGAGUGGUUAUGUUGGAACUUCUCACCGGACGUAAGCCAUUCAAUAGCACAAGGCCAAGAUUAGAGCAAUCUUUGGUUCGAUGGGCAACGCCUCAGCUACAUGAUAUUGAUGCUCUAACUAAGAUGGUCGACCCUGCGCUUGAAGGGCUUUACCCGGUUAAAUCGCUCUCUCGGUUUGCAGAUGUGAUUGCUCUGUGUGUACAGCCGGAGCCCGAGUUUCGACCUCCUAUGUCAGAAGUGGUUCAAGCAUUGGUUCGACUAGUGCAACGAGCUAACAUGAGUAAGAGAACAAUAGGGACAGAUCAAGGUGCAUCCCAGAGACGCAAUACUGAUGAUUCACAUGAGUACGUGUCUUGAAUGGAUAAUGCAGUAGGCGCUUGACUGUUUCAGAGAAGAGGACUUGAGAUCAAUGUUAUUGUUUUAUGGUAAUAUUGUUUUAGCUAAUAAAAUAUACCUCCUCUAACUUUAGCUUUAGUUUCAAAUUGGUCCAGCACUUUGUAAUAUGAUUAUAACCCCAUUAGUUGAAAUGACAAAGGAGGAGUGUUAGA
Molecule: messenger RNA, 2531 nt
Organism: Hibiscus syriacus
Lineage: Eukaryota; Viridiplantae; Streptophyta; Magnoliopsida; Malvales; Malvaceae
Product: protein STRUBBELIG-RECEPTOR FAMILY 6-like
Exons: 16
Coding region: 163-2340 (725 amino acids)
Biological process (GO): protein phosphorylation
Molecular function (GO): protein kinase activity; protein binding; ATP binding
Source: RefSeq, a predicted model, not a curated record